Molecule: messenger RNA, 411 nt
Organism: Coffea arabica (coffee)
Lineage: Eukaryota; Viridiplantae; Streptophyta; Magnoliopsida; Gentianales; Rubiaceae
Source: RefSeq, a predicted model, not a curated record
AUGGAUCUCGACCUUGCAUUAAGGGAUGAUUCUCCCCCACCUCUUACAUAUCAGAGUACCUCUGAUGAAAAGAGAAAUAAUGAAAGGUGGGAGAGAUCGAAUUGCUUGUGUCUGAUAAUCAUUAAAAAGGCCAUACCAGAAGCAUUCAAGAGAACAAUGUCAAAAACGAUGGUAACCGUUAAAGAGUUCCUUCAGGAUAUUGAAAAAAAGUUUGUCAAGAACGAAAAGACUGAAGUUAAUACGCCCUUGACACGCCUAAUUUCGAUGAAAUAUAGUGGUAAAGGUAAUAUCAGAGAGUACAUUAUGGAGAUAUCUCAUCUUGCCUCAAAAUUGAAUGCACUUAAAUUGAAACUCUCCGAAGAGUUACUAGUGCAUUUGAUUUUAAUAUCUCUUCCUACACAGUUUAGUUAG